CGGGCGCAUCCGUAACUUCCCUCCAUUCAGCGGGUCUCCUCUGCCAGGGCGGAAGGCGCCGGGAGCGCGCGGCUUUCUCGCCCACGUGGUUUCCCGGCGCGCUCCCGGCGCCGCCCGCUUCUGCGCAGGCGCGCUGUGUAUGCGGCCCCGGGCCCAGGUGAGCGGCGCGCCCCCGGCGGUGCAGAUGGGGCCGGCGCUCGCCCUGUGGCUCCUGCUGGCCGCCUCCGCGCUCUGCCAGGAGCAGGACCAGACCCCCGACUGGAGGGCCACGCUGAAGACCAUCCGCAACGGCAUCCACAGGAUCGACACCUAUUUGAACGCCGCGCUGGACCUGCUGGGUGGCGAGGACGGGCUCUGCCAGUUCAAGUGCAGCGACGGAUCGAAGCCUUUUCCACGCUAUGGAUAUAAACCGUCCCCACCAAAUGGAUGUGGCUCUCCAUUGUUUGGUGUCCAUCUUAACAUUGGCAUCCCUUCCCUGACAAAGUGCUGCAACCAACACGACAGGUGCUAUGAGACCUGUGGCAAAAGCAAGAACGACUGUGACGAGGAGUUCCAGUACUGCCUCUCCAAGAUCUGCCGCGAUGUGCAGAAAACACUUGGACUUGCUCAGAACGUGCAAGCAUGUGAAACGACGGUGGAGCUCCUGUUUGACAGUGUUAUACAUUUAGGCUGUAAGCCGUACCUGGACAGCCAGCGAGCUGCAUGUAGGUGUCGUUAUGAAGAAAAAACAGAUCUUUAAGAAGAUCCUGGCUGCUGGUAAGCACACAAAAACAGAGGAAAAUAAUCUUCGCCAAAGAACUGGUGUUUUCACAGCCUAAAGCUGCCUUAGUUUUGUGAAGUCAUUUUAAGACUGUAUUUUGACUUUAAAAGUAAGAAAGAACAGAGGGGAGGGAACAAACAGAGGGGAGGGCUCGCCUGCCUUCCUGGUAUCUUGCUGGGUGUCUGGGUCUCAGUGGCUACUCAGUUUUUCAUAACUAUACUUACACAAAAAGAAAAAAAUGAAAUUGAUUGUAAAAUUCAUUAUAAAUGCUGUCCAACCUUACCUUAUUUUGAAACAAAAGAAAAUCUUCCCUUAAAAAUGUUGUUAACGAUGAAAUUUCAAAUACACAUUUGUGCCUGGAAGGAACUGGCUUUACUGUUUCUCUGUUGUAAUUACAUAUAACACGUUUCUGUAUAGCCCACAAAGAUAGGAAUGGGUCAGGUUAGCUACAUGAGCGAGGCUUCCGUGUGCUUCUCUUGUACAGUCGGCACCGUUGUCUGUCACCCUUUACAGGCACAGCCUCAACGUCUACGUAUUCUGAUACAAAUAAGAUUCAGAAGCCCAGCAUUCCCGUUUACAACCACCUGUGUCAAAUGUCAUCUUUUGCCAUAAAUUUGAGAAAAGUUGUUUAAUAACACGUAAGGAGACUAUACACUGUUGUGCUUGGAUGUUUAUUUUCUAGUACCCGUUCCUCAUCAUAGAUCUGGAAUAUUUUUAAAAGACUGUAACCUUUUACUAGUUGUGGCCUUAAUAAAAGUUAUUCUUAAUAAUG
Messenger RNA from Nannospalax galili (Upper Galilee mountains blind mole rat), 1532 nucleotides. RefSeq names its product phospholipase A2 group XIIA (gene Pla2g12a). Gene Ontology annotation, biological process: phospholipid metabolic process; lipid catabolic process; arachidonate secretion. Lineage: Eukaryota; Metazoa; Chordata; Mammalia; Rodentia; Spalacidae. The record is from RefSeq and is a predicted model, not a curated record. Gene Ontology annotation, molecular function: A2-type glycerophospholipase activity; calcium ion binding. Bases 140 to 739 code for a protein of 199 amino acids. The transcript has 4 exons. Gene Ontology annotation, cellular component: extracellular region.